CUGGGGAGACCGGAUAUAGUGAAUGCGGGGUCUGGAAUGACCAGAUAUAGUGAAUGCGGGGUCCGGGGAGAGCGGAUAUAGUGAAUGCGGGGUCCGGGGAGACCAGAUAUAGUGAAUGCAGGGGUCCGGGGAGAGCGGAUAUAGUGAAUGCGGGGUCCGGGGAGAGCGGAUAUAGUGAAUGCGGGGUCCGGGGAGAGCGGAUAUAGUGAAUGCGGGGUCUGGGGAGACCGGAUAUAGUGAAUGCGGGGUCCGGGGAGACCGGAUAUAGUGAAUGCGGGGUCCGG
Molecule: messenger RNA, 284 nt
Organism: Staurois parvus
Lineage: Eukaryota; Metazoa; Chordata; Amphibia; Anura; Ranidae
Source: the annotation of a GenBank genome assembly